AUUCGUAGUCCCACAGCAACGGAUAUACGCUGUUUUCCCGCGAAACAUUAAAUCCCCUGUAUUUCUGGCCAAUCACAACUAGGAAAAGAAAGUGAACCACCUGCCAGCCAAUAAGAAGGCAGCUUUCGUUUCACCUAAACAGGUGGACUACAGAGAAAAUAUGUUCAUAAAUUUAACAUUACUUCUUGCUCAGAAACAGGUCCCUCAGUGAUAAAAAAGUCUUUUGUAAUCUUUCUGUCGAAAAGGCUCUUUGUUGGGAGCAAAAUUAAUGCAAAAUAGUUAUUUUUUGUCCUUUAGUUAAGCCAUUUGUACGGAACCGAAGUGGAUCUCGUCUUCGAAAGAAGAUUUCCAGCGAGGCACCAAUUUUCCAACCUGUGGCUUUUCCUGGAUAAUUUGAAAAGACUUUAACAUUGUUUACACCGAGACAGCAGCCACUAAAUUGACGGAGAGUAGGCAACACUACGGCAGUGAACUGACCACAAUUGUUCCGUAGCUCGCUGGAAAGAAAUUAUUUCGACACUUUAAACCCGGAAAGGUUUACCGAACAGAUCCUCUCAUAAGAAAAUGGCCCAUGGUGAUGAAAUUGGAUUUAGUAUGGAAAUUACUUUAUAUUCUCCCGUCGCGUCCGUGAUUGCUCUUUACUGCCUUAUGACCAUUGGAAUAAAUAUUUUCGUCUGCUACUACAUCUACCGCAAGAGGAGCCUUCGCGCAUCGUGUACAGCACUGAUCGUAGCGAAUCUGGCUGCGGUAGACGUUUUGGUUUCGAUCAAAGAUUUGCCUCUCUUGAUCUCCGUGAGCACGACCGGAAGGUGGUAUUUCGAGGAACACUGGUGCCGAAGUUACGGUCUCACCAAUGUGAUCUACAUUAUCGUGUCGAUUUCGACGCUGGUUACCAUCACGACUGAACAAUAUUUCCGAAUGAAUGAGUCACAGAAGUCCCAGGGAAAUUCCUCUCGCUCCCUUCCACUCGGCUACAUCAUCGCACACACUACACUUUCAUACUCACUGUCCUUGUUGUGGAGCAAGUAUGUUUUCAUCAGCAGAAAGGCCUUUUGUGAGGUCGAUUGGCCACCUUCCGGGUUGAGCUUCACUCUCAUCACAUCUUGUAUCUUCCUCAUCCCAGUCUCUCUCCUGAUCUACAACUUCUUCGGAAAUGAUUCCCAAGGCGAAAAGAACUCGAGCGAAAAGGCGAAGCUUGUCAAGCUGGAGAGUGGAGAAAACGAGGAAAGCGACGACGAUAAGGCUCACUGUCGCCUGCAACUCGCUAUUAGCACUUUCCUGGUCACGUGGUCUCCGUACGUGAUCGAGAGUUUCGUCACGUACUCGUCUGUGGUCCCGAACAUUGUUGGAGUCGUCUGCGCCUUUAUUCCGAUUGUAACCACGACUCUGAUCCCUCUGUGGUACGUUAAAUGGAGACGAGAGACUGAAAGGAUACAUUUAUUUACCUCGUCCCAUGUCCAGACUUGUUAGAUCCUGCAUAGACACUUGAGGAUGAACACGCAAAGUUUUUCUGAUUCCCUCUAGCGCUAUGAUUGUUCCCUGAUCACUAUCGUAAUUUGAAAUUUGACGGAACAAAUAUUGUCGGGAGUUUGUAAGGCCAUCGUCACACGUGUAUUCUAUUUACCCAAAUGUUUGUUAAAGGAGUUUUUUUAUUAAUGAAAUUCCGUGAAUAUCAGCUCCGGACACCAUUUCGCACAGAUUCCGUUACAACGAUAAAACAGAUGAUCAAGGGUGGUCGUAAAUUAGACUCACAGGCCAUCGCGAGACAAGAUUUUCGAAUAGUUAAGCCGUGAGUGGCUGAGAAUUGAAUUAAUUUUGAGAUUUUACUUCAAAAUAGUUAAUUUUAUUAAUGUAUUAUUCUUGAAGAUAAUUGAUUGAUAAUAAUAAUAAUGGAAGCCGUGAUGUGAAUAGUUGGUUUCGAAUUUAUUUUACCUUGUAAAUAACUGAAUGCUGAAGUUCAUUACCUACCUAAACAAAUAUGAUUAUUUUAUUUCGGAUUUACCAAAUAUAUUUUUGGCUAGAAAUUUGUCAAAUUCCUUAUAUUUUUUCAGAUAACAGAAAUUAUGGCGACAUCUCUGCUAAUUUCUAUUGAAUCUUGCAGUUACUUUACUUCUUAUUAUUGCUUGUAAAAACUUCCGUCAAGAUAAUUACAAUGGAACGAAGAGAAAAUAAUUCAUCAUUUUCUCCUGAGCAGAACAUAGCUUUUCUUUCAACUUACAAAGGUCAGACAAGCGUCACCAUAAAAUAUAGUGUCACGUUGAUAAAGAAGUGUUUUAAGUCUGUAAAAGAAAAUACAUUAAAAUACAAU
Messenger RNA from Stylophora pistillata, 2308 nucleotides. RefSeq names its product G protein-coupled receptor 161B. The record is from RefSeq and is a predicted model, not a curated record. Gene Ontology annotation, cellular component: membrane. Gene Ontology annotation, biological process: G protein-coupled receptor signaling pathway. NCBI's taxonomy places the organism in Eukaryota, Metazoa, Cnidaria, Anthozoa, Scleractinia, Pocilloporidae. Gene Ontology annotation, molecular function: G protein-coupled receptor activity.